Corticium candelabrum is the source of this 1498-nucleotide messenger RNA. Its product is annotated as guanine nucleotide-binding protein subunit beta-1. Lineage: Eukaryota; Metazoa; Porifera; Homoscleromorpha; Homosclerophorida; Plakinidae. Gene Ontology annotation, molecular function: signaling receptor complex adaptor activity; protein binding. Gene Ontology annotation, biological process: G protein-coupled receptor signaling pathway. The transcript has 11 exons. Gene Ontology annotation, cellular component: heterotrimeric G-protein complex; cytoplasm. The record is from RefSeq and is a predicted model, not a curated record. Bases 233 to 1258 code for a protein of 341 amino acids.
GCCAGAGGUCGCCACACCCUUCAGCGCUGCUCGGUCAGAUGUUGUGUAGUUCCCUUUGAGGAGCCGAUAUCCUACCUUCUCGGUUGACGCUUCUCUUUUUCUUCGCAUUAUCAACACGUUUACAUCAGCGGUUCGCUUUUGGCUCGGUGUAAGUCAAAAGUAAGCGACAUAUCACGCGGUGUGGAGUCGGACAGUGAUUAUUUGUUGAGACAAUUUGCGAGACGUCGUCAAGAUGAGCAGUGAGUUGGACGUCUUGCGACAAGAGGCUGAGACGCUGAAGACGAAGAUAAGGGAUGCAAAGAAACGAGCAGCGGAUACGACAUUAGCGCAGGUGACGGGAAAUGAAGAUUCGCUCAGUCGAAUACAGCUGAGAGUGAGGAGAACGCUACGAGGUCAUCUUGCCAAGAUAUACGCCAUGCAUUGGGCUAGUGAGUCAAGAUUUCUGGUUAGUGCGUCUCAAGACGGGAAGCUGAUAGUGUGGGAUGCGUACACAACGAAUAAGAUUCAUGCUAUUCCGCUUCGUUCCAGUUGGGUUAUGACUUGUGCAUAUGCUCCUUCUGGAAGUUUUGUUGCUUGUGGCGGUCUGGACAACAUCUGCUCUAUCUACAGCUUGAAAACUCGAGAGGGAAACGUGAAAGUAUCCAGAGAGUUGGCUGGUCAUACUGGGUAUUUGUCUUGCUGCCGUUUUCUUGAUGAUAGUCAAAUCAUAACUAGCUCAGGCGAUAUGACAUGCUCUUUGUGGGAUAUUGAGACAGGUCAACCCAAUACGCAGUUUACAGGACACACCGGUGAUGUGAUGAGCCUGUCCUUGAGUCCUGACAAGAGAACUUUUGUGUCAGGAGCUUGUGAUGCAUCAGCAAAGCUGUGGGACAUUCGUGAUGGUCUCUGUAAGCAGACCUUCACCGGCCAUGAAUCUGACAUCAAUGCUGUAUCAUUCUUCCCCAACGGAACAGCAUUUGCUACCGGCUCUGACGAUGCCACAUGCCGAUUGUUUGACAUCCGUGCUGAUCAAGAGCUGAUGUCGUAUUGUCAAGACAGCAUUAUGUGUGGUAUCACGUCAGUCGCCUUCUCCAAAUCCGGUCGCUUGCUGCUGGCCGGUUAUGACGAUUUCAACUGCAACAUUUGGGACACGCUGAAAGGGGAACGAGUCGGAGUGCUCGCCGGCCACGACAAUCGGGUGAGCUGCUUGGGAGUGACGAAUGACGGCAUGGCAGUGUGCACUGGAUCGUGGGACAGCUUUCUGAAAAUCUGGAAUUAGAGAUGGAAAAGACUUGUGUCUAGCCACCUGUAUGCAGUAAUGAAUUGUUUAGUCAGCGUGCAGCACGUAAUAGGGUAGAGUGUUGUAGUUAUCACGUUUCGUCUCUUCCACCAUGAUUAUGUGUUUGCGUGUAUGGAUCUCAUCUGUACUGUACUGUUCGACAGGCUUGGAUUGUACUGUGGCUACUGUUGUUAUUCGAUUCAAUUCGUUGACUGAAUAGAAGAAUACCUUUGACAUGUA